Molecule: messenger RNA, 2370 nt
Organism: Gastrolobium bilobum
Lineage: Eukaryota; Viridiplantae; Streptophyta; Magnoliopsida; Fabales; Fabaceae
Exons: 7
Coding region: 1-2370 (789 amino acids)
Source: RefSeq, a predicted model, not a curated record
AUGGUUCACACUCAGCAAGAUUCAAGAAAUGCUUCAAAACAUUUCCCAAAAAAACAUAUAUCUGGUUUUGAGAUUUUGAUUAACUUCAGGCAACCUAUUGGAAUAUCAAAUCAACCAAUUGGUACCAUAUUUUAUCUUGGUAUCAGAGCUUUCCAUAACCAUACUUUCGCAACACCUACAGAGGGCGAAAGCUUGUCCAAAUCGCAUUUGGCUCCAGGCGGUAACAGCAACAGUCUUAAGACUUCCGAUCCCGCAUCUCCAUUCUACUUAGGCGGUUCGAGUAACCCUGGUGUCAUCUUGACGACCGUCAUGCUGCGAGGGGAGGCCAAUUACGAAAAUUGGGCAAAGCUCAUGAAAAACGCUCUCAAGGCCAAAAAUAAAACCAGUUUCAUAGAUGGCUCUAUCAAAAAACCAGACAAGGAGAUCCAAGACGAAUGGUGUGCAUGGGAGAUGUGCAACUCCAUGAUCAAUGGGUGGAUUCGCAACACCAUUGAUGCCAAAUUACAACCUUUUAUUAAGUGCUUUGAUGACGUCAAAGAUUUGUGGGAGGACUUGAAGGAGAGGUAUGUUGUUCAGAAUUUUCCAAAACAGUAUCAACUCAGAGCUGCUCUCACAAACACACGACAACAAGGAAGUACUAUUGGUGAAUAUUACAGCAAGCUCCGCGCGAUCUGGGAUGAGCUCGAAGGUGGCAAGAUUUCCAAAUCAUGCGUUUGUGGAGAUAAUUGCGCAUUGGCGAAAGAGAUAGAAGAAGGCAGAGAAUAUGAACGCGUGUAUCAAUUCCUUAUGGGAUUGGAUGAGGAGGAGACACACCGCGCCAUUGCCCGCGGCCAUGAUGAUCGCAGAGCUGUCAUUGGCUAUGCAGCCCGCACUGAAGCCAGUGGCGGACGAGACCCUAACGAGCAACGUAUGCUUGCGGACCAACCAGUGGUUCAUCCUCCAUGUCCUCAUUAUGGGAAGACCAACCAUGAUCCAUCUCGUUGCUGGAAAAUUAUUGGUUUUCUACCUAUUCGUGGAGCAACUCGCGAACGGGGAAGGGGACGUAUUUGCGGACGUGGUUCUCAUGAACAAGUAUAUGCCAUGCAAACAUCUGACGUUCCUCAACCAGCAACCGUGUCGUCUUCACCGACAGCAGCUGCGUUCUCGGUUCUUACUCCUGAAGUGGUGCAUAAACUCAUGACAUUGGUAGAUAACUCUCAAACAAAUCAAACCACUGACAAAUUGUCUGGCACAUUGGAUUUAUUGACUGAUGUUAGAAAGAUUAAACCUCUAGCAGUGGGGUUACCUAAUGGUGCAAUUACUCAUACAGAACAACAAGGGACAAUGGACCAAGCAUUAAUGAGGGAGACUGGAUUUGGUGAUGUUCAUGCAGGAGUUUAUGUGUUUCAACCAAAGCAUGCUUCAGUUUCAACCGUAAGGGUUCAAGAGUCUGCAGAGUUGUGGCACAUGCGAUUGGGUCAUCCAUCCUAUGAAGUUGUGUCUUUGCUUCCUUUAUUUUCCCAUGUUUCAGCUAAAAUUGCAGCCAAUUUAUCCAUUGAUUUUUGGGAAGAAAGUGUGCUUGCAGGAGUCCAUUUGAUUAAUAGAACACCAUCCAAAAUCCUCUCUGGUCGUACACCUCAUGAUUUAUUAUAUGGGGUAGUUCCAAAAUAUGAACACUUGAAGACUUUUGGAUGUUUGUGCUUUGCUAAUGUGAGACCCAAACCUGCGGAUAAAUUUGCUUCUCGAUCCCACAAAUGCUUGUUUGUAGGAUAUCCUGUUGACCAGAAGGGUUGGAGAGUAUAUGAUUUAGAGAGUAACGAUUUUUUUGUAUGCAGAGAUGUGAAAUUUUAUGAAGAUAUUUUUCCCUUGUCUUCAUCAUCAUUGCAUGCAUCUAGUAAGCCAAAUGAUCCUCUACAAGAUGCAUCCAUGUUGCUGUCACAGCCCACCAUUAAUGACGCAAACCAUGCAGCCAUAACCGAAGGCAAUACAGAAGUCAAGGGUAGUGAUGUUGCACCACAAAAUUCACCGCUCCAAACCGAAAAAAGCAUACCUAGCACAUGGGUUUUCAAGAUUAAAUAUCAUUCUGAUGGAACCGUGGAAAGAUAUAAGGCACGGUUAGUUAUUGCAGGUAACCAUCAAAUAGAAAGAGAAGACUGUGGUGAGACAUAUGCGCCAGUUGCAAAAAUGACAAUUGUUGGAACUCUUUUGGCUGUUGCAGCAGCUAAGCAGUGGGAACUACAUCAACUAGAUGUGCAUAAUGCUUUUCUAAAUGGAGAGCUUAGUGAAGAGGUGUAUAUAAAGUUUCCACCAGGAUUUAGUAAUGGAACCAAAGAUCAAGUUUACCGUUUGAAAAAGUCACUCUAUGGUUUAAGACAAUCCCCAAGAAACUAG